CUGAUUGGUGCCCGCGGGGCGGGCCUCCCUGCCUAUCAAAGUUAGCGGGAAAAUGGCGGCGGCUGCAAAGGCCGCAGACUCGUAUUCCAGCGGCGGCCCGGCGGCGGUAAGGCUGCCCCAGUCGCCGCCGUUCAAGGUGCUGGCGGAGCAACUGCGGCGCGACGCGGAAGGCGGCCCGGGCGCGUGGCGGCUGUCGCGGGCGGCGGCGGGCCGCGGGCCGCUGGAGCUGACGGCCGUGUGGAUGCAGGGCACGGUGGUGGCGGCGGGCGACGGCGAGGCGCGGCUGCGGGACCCGAGCGGGGCCUUCUCGGUGCGCGGCCUGGAGCGGGUGCCGCGCGGGCGGCCCUGCCUCGCCCCAGGAAAGUAUGUGAUGGUAAUGGGAGUGGUUCAGGCAUGCAGCCCUGAGCCGUGCCUUCAGGCUGUGAAGAUGACUGAUCUUUCCGAUAAUCCCAUCCAUGAGAGCAUGUGGUCACUGGAAGUGGAAGAUCUACACAGGAAUAUUCCCUAGAUGAUGGGAAAAGCAACCGAGAUUCCGAAACGACUGAGGUUCUUAUCCCAUGUGGAUUUCACGGACAUUGUUCAAUGCGUAUUUCUCAAAAGUUCCUCGGAGAGCUUUGCUUUGGCUCACCAAGGAGUCCCGAUGUAGGGUUUCUAAAUGCUGGGACGCUCUAGCUCCCUCAGCCCUUGGUGCCCCUUUGCUUUGACCACUGUUUGCUGAUGAAAAGCAGAUGUGUUCUUUCUCUCUCUCUCUCUGUUUUGGUUUAUGUGUGUUAAUUCUCUCUAAACCACACAGAAAUCUCUUGUUGCAUUUUCCAAUUUUUACAAGCGAUGCUGCUUUUUCCGUUACCACCGCGACCCUAUUUUAUGGUGCAAACUUUGAAUCUCAGUUGUUGCCCGUGGUUUUGUGGACAGGAAAACAGACUGCGUGAAAGAAGAAUACUGUCAUGGCCCCCCGCGUAUUCUCCAUCCACGAAUUCUCCUUCCACAUCCAGUUUGCAAGUCCAGUGGCGCAGCGGCCUCUCAAAGACACAGCUCUCUCUUUCUGCGUCAGUCACCACUCAGCCCUGUGUGGCCCAUUUCCUUUAGAUGUUGUCGAUGAUGGAAGAUGCCAAAACGCUUUUGAAUGUCAACACCAUUUCUCGUUCAAACUAAACUUAAGAUUGAGAACAACUUUCAGGCAUUAACUUUUGGUGAGACGCUGCAAGGGCGCAUCCUCCUGGUGCAGAGUUCUUACAUUUUUGGUAUGGAACGAAUUUUUUGUUGUGAUUGUAUUGAACGUUGGGUUGCUGCUCUCUGCCUCUUAUCCGACCCUCAUAUUUCCGUAGAUUGUAAAUAUCAAGGGAGUCGGGUUUAGUUCCAACAUUGCUGUAGAGUUUUGCUGGAUUAUUGAUCUUCUACCACUAAUAAAUUCUUUGAUAUGCUG
Messenger RNA from Hipposideros armiger (great roundleaf bat), 1423 nucleotides. It is a transcript of the gene RMI2, whose product is annotated as RecQ mediated genome instability 2. The record is from RefSeq and is a predicted model, not a curated record. NCBI's taxonomy places the organism in Eukaryota, Metazoa, Chordata, Mammalia, Chiroptera, Hipposideridae. Gene Ontology annotation, cellular component: cytosol; nuclear speck. Gene Ontology annotation, biological process: regulation of sister chromatid segregation; maintenance of rDNA; DNA repair. The transcript has 2 exons. Bases 53 to 508 code for a protein of 151 amino acids.